GAAGCGGAAGUGGGUCGGACCCGGGUCGGUCCGGGAGUAGUGGGUCUAGGCUAGGGCCUGGAUCGCUUGGCCCGGGCAGCUGAGGACGGGACGAGCGGCGCCACCCUUGAGGCGUGCUGACCGGCACCCAGUCGCCGUCUCCGCCCCUGAAUCCUGCAGCCCUCGGGUCUCCGCUCGGCCCCAGGUCCCACUCCCCCAGCCUCCGGUGUCCGCCCUGGCAGCCCUACGGUUCCUCACCUGCGUCCUCCCUGGAACAGGCAGACACUGCGCCCCCCGGAAGUCGGCGGCGAGCAGCAGCGACCGCGGAGCGACGGCGGGCGGCCCCGGGCAUGUAUGCCCCGGGAGGCGCAGGGCUGCCCGGCGGGCGCCGGCGGAGGAGCCCGGGAGGCAGUGCUCUGCCCAAGCAGCCGGAGCGUAGCCUGGCCUCGGCCCUGCCGGGCGCCUUGUCCAUCACGGCGCUGUGCACUGCCCUCGCCGAGCCUGCCUGGUUGCACAUCCACGGUGGCACCUGUUCCCGCCAGGAGCUGGGGGUCUCCGACGUACUGGGCUAUGUGCAUCCGGACCUGCUUAAAGACUUCUGCAUGAAUCCCCAGACGGUGCUGCUCCUGAGGGUCAUUGCCACCUUCUGCUUCCUGGGCAUCCUGUGUAGCCUCUCCGCAUUCCUCCUAGAUGUCUUUGGGCCCAAACAUCCAGCCCUGAAGAUCACCCGUCGCUAUGCCUUUGCCCACAUCCUCACAGUCCUGCAGUGUGCGACCGUCAUCGGCUUUUCCUACUGGGCUUCCGAACUCAUCCUGGCCCAGCAGCAGCAACAUAAGAAGUACCAUGGUUCCCAGGUGUAUGUCACCUUUGCUGUUAGUUUCUACCUGGUGGCAGGAGCUGGUGGAGCCUCAAUCCUGGCCACAGCAGCCAACCUCCUACGCCACUACCCGACAGAGGAGGAGGAGCAGGCGCUGGAGCUGCUGUCUGAGAUGGAGGAGACCGAGCCCUACCCCUCGGAAUAUGAGGUCAUCAAUCAAUUCCAGCCGCCCCCGGCCUACACACCCUAAUGCCAGCCUAGGCCUUCUUCCUCCCUGCUCCCACUUGGCGGCUCCUCCCACCCAAGGAGCGCCUUCCCCCAGCAGGCCUCACUGGUAGGAUCCUGAGCAUCUUCACCAAACCUUUCCCAGGAGAGAGACUGCCUUUUGGGUUGUUCAUGCAUCCUUGCUCUUGAAACCUGGGGUUCAUGGAUUUUAUAUCAUACACUGUUUCCCCUCUUGCCACCUUCCUGUCCCUGAGGUCACUAGUCAUUACCAACCAGGGAUGGUCAUACAAGUUUUCUCCCUUCAUGGGCCAUAUCUUUCAGACCAGAACUUUCUUUCCUUGGGGAGCUACUGACAGUGGACUGUCUCAGAGAGAGGUGUGUCAACAGGGCCCAAGGGAAAGGGGACUGUGCCAUGCAGGCUUCCUUCAUAAUGGUCAGCGGGUUCCACAGCUGCAGCUGUGGGGUGACCCCACCCCAUUCCUUCUCAGAGUGCCCAGUGGCAGGCCGCCCGCUCUGGAAAUCUCUGCACUUUAGUCUUUGGACUUCCCAUCCUCCGUGUUCUGGUUUGACAGUGAGACGGAAUUGCUGUUGAGAAGCAGAACAAGUCAUCCCCACCCUGCCCUGGCUUAGGUGGCUGGAGCCCAGGCAAGGAGAGCAGCGGGUAUGGGCCUGAGGCCUCCUGGUGCCCAGAAAGGAUCAGAGUGAAGGGGCUGAACCUCUCCAGCCCCUUCACCUUUUAAAAUUGAAUGGUUUUAAAAGGAAAAAACAAAACCAAGCAACAGCAACAAUCAUCUGUUUUUAAACUAGCAACAAGACUUGUCAUUUUAUCGAUGUUUAUCCUAUUCCUUUGGGCUCUGCAGUGUUUUGAGCCACAGCUCCUUCCAGCCCACAGUAGUUUCUCCCUGAACUUCUCCCAGCAGAAUGCAUCCCUCUUCCCUUGCUCCCUCGCUCCCAGGGCCUUCCUGUGGAACCCAGAGCCCCAUCAGCAGAGGGGCUGAGGACUAUGGCCUGGCUGGCUGGCCAGCGUGGUGCUCCUCAGGACUGUGGACUGAGAUGUAACCUGGCCUCCGUGCAGGAACAGAGGUCACAGCAGGGCACUCUCCACAUAGGAAUCACAACCAGUGGCCCCGCUGCGGGAGGUGUAGAUGGCAGACCUGGCUGUGUCCUCAGGCUUAGUGCCUCCCCUAAACUGUGACUUGGGGCAACAGCUUGCUGCAUGCCCUCUCCCCUUCUUGAAUGUCCUCUGGCCUUGCAUUGUGUUACUUGCAGGCUCUUUCUUGCCCAGCCAUCAUUCUGGCUUUCCUGUUUGCCAUGUAUGGCUCUGGGUCUGGCUGAAUUUUCUGCCCUGAGAUCAGCACAAAAGUGGGAGAAAUUCGAGAAACCUUCCGUAUGGAUCCAGAUGGCCAAGCGUCUUUGGAAUCAGUGUUCAUUGCGGAGCUGAAAAGUAGAUGGGUCCCACUCUCCUCUUGCAGGUGACCGAGCAAGGCCAGAGAGUGGACACCGCUGUUGAGUGGUGGCUGGGAAGGAACGUUCUGUGCCUCAUCCUUGGGCCAGACCGCCUGGGGAUGUCUGGACAGACACCGGUGUGGGUGGUGAAGACCAUGUCUGCACAUGAAUGGGUGGCUGCCUGGAGUUCACUGUGAUGCCAAAGUGUGUCCCAUAGUGACUUUCACCCCAGACUCCACCGUGAGCAAGAAAGACUGCGUGUGAUACUGCGCACAAAGCCAAGGAGCUUCAUUGUCUUGUCUUUCUGUCAAGUCCGAGUUUGUCUGGCAGAUAUCUAGGGUGUGGCCAGCUCUUGCUGACCUUGGGUGCUUGGGUAUCUGAGGGGCAGAGCAGGAGACCCGGCACCGGACAUGCAUGCCAAAAUGACCAGUCAUCUCGUGAGGCCUCAGACAUGACCCUGUGGACUGUUCCAUGUAAUUCAGAACCCACUUUUUAUUAACUGUCCACACUUCCGGCCUUUCUCUUCCCCCUGCUAUCCUGACAGUAUCAUAUAAAUCCCCCUGGUUGUGUUUUUUCUUUUUUUCUAGGAAAAAAAAAAUAAAAAGCAAAAACAAAACAAAUGAACCGAAACCACAAGUAAGAAUGUAAA
Myotis myotis is the source of this 3116-nucleotide messenger RNA. It is a transcript of the gene TMEM127, whose product is annotated as transmembrane protein 127. The transcript is spliced from 4 exons. Lineage: Eukaryota; Metazoa; Chordata; Mammalia; Chiroptera; Vespertilionidae. Bases 330 to 1046 code for a protein of 238 amino acids. Gene Ontology annotation, cellular component: membrane. Gene Ontology annotation, biological process: negative regulation of cell population proliferation; negative regulation of TOR signaling. The record is from RefSeq and is a predicted model, not a curated record.